Molecule: messenger RNA, 1564 nt
Organism: Linum trigynum
Lineage: Eukaryota; Viridiplantae; Streptophyta; Magnoliopsida; Malpighiales; Linaceae
Source: the annotation of a GenBank genome assembly
CUGCCGUUGCAACACAACUUUCCCUCACAAAUAUUAUAAUACGCACACCGCACCAGAUUGCCAAGUUCCAUCUCCUUCAACAAAAGCUUCCCAUCUAGCUUCGCCCCAUUGAUCACACACUCUACAUUCACAUAAUCCCUCUCAAGAAAUUCGACGGCGACCCAUUACUCUCUUACCACUUUAAAUCCAACCCAUUUCAUUACUUCCUUCAAAUUCGCCAACUUUCCCGACCGAUUGAUCAUCGCCAUGGAGAAGAUGAAGAUCAGCCGGAGUUUCUCGGCGGAGAAGCCCAGAUUGUUCGCCGGCCUCCUCGCAGCCGCCUUCGCCGCCACGCUGCUACUAAUCGCCGGUUCGUUCACUUCUCUCUCACCGAACUCCCCCUUCCUCUGUUCCACCUCUGCCGUCGGUGGAAGCGACGACGGCAAAAGCAAAGACCCGACGCCGCCGCAGAUGGAAGCAAUCCUCCACUACGCCACCUCCCGGACCGUCCCGCAGCAAUCCCUGGCGGAGAUCUCGGUCUCCGCAGCCGUCCUCCGGUCGUUGGGCCCGUGCCGGUUCCUCGUCUUUGGGCUGGGCCACGACUCGCUCAUGUGGACCGGGCUCAACCCACGCGGCACCACCCUAUUCCUUGAGGAGGACCCACGCUGGGUCCACUCCAUCCUCCGUCGUUUCCCCAAUUUGUUGCGCUCGCGCGUCGUCAGAUACCCCACGCGCCUCCAUCAGGCCGACUCGCUUCUCUCGUCCUACAAAGACGAGCCCGACUGCCUUCUCGGUGGAUCUCAUGGGCUUGCGCACCUCAAAGGUAAUGCGCGGUGUAAAUUGGCACUAAGUACAUUGCCUAGUGAGGUGUACGAGGAUGAGUGGGAUGUGAUCAUGAUAGACGCGCCGAGAGGGUACUUUCCCGAUGCACCGGGGCGGAUGGCGGCGAUAUACACAGCGGCGGUGAUGGCGCGUGGGAGGACGCACCACGGGGUGACACACGUGUUCUUGCAUGAUGUGAACAGGAGGGUGGAGAGGGUAUACGCUGAGGAGUUUCUGUGUAAAAAGUACUUGGUGAAAGCUGUGGGGAGGCUUUGGCAUUUUGAGAUACCUUCUUUUGUUGGCAAUGGAAACUUCACUAGUUUUUGUUAGUUAGAGAGGAAGUUGGGGGGAAUGGAUGAGUUAUUUAAUUUGAAUGUGAAGUUUGUUGGUCUAUUGAGAGAAGAAACAACAAUGUAGUACUUUGUAUAGAAAGUCUUCCUCUUAAACUCACUUUUUGUUUAUGAUUGUUCUAUACAAGCACAUUUACUACAUGAGAAGAAUAGCAAUAACAUUGGUUGAGCUCUUACCUACCAUUUCUUAAGAGUAAUAUGUGUUUCAGAACCAAAACUACGAUGAUUAUUCUAUUGCCGUAUAAUAUUGGGUGGUCGCAAUCUUAAAUGACCAUGUCACCAUUUUGAUGAUUUGAGUAUUGUUCAAUACAUAUCACGCAUUUGGAUGACAUUGGUUUGAUCAAGUAUGACCUUUUGUAUGUCAUUUACAGACAAUGUUACAAAAUAUGACAUAUUAAAUUCUAUUUCCGUAU